Molecule: messenger RNA, 706 nt
Organism: Beta vulgaris subsp. vulgaris (sugar beet)
Lineage: Eukaryota; Viridiplantae; Streptophyta; Magnoliopsida; Caryophyllales; Amaranthaceae
Exons: 3
Coding region: 255-590 (111 amino acids)
Biological process (GO): protein sumoylation
Cellular component (GO): nucleus
Molecular function (GO): protein tag activity; ubiquitin-like protein ligase binding
Source: RefSeq, a predicted model, not a curated record
UUCGUAUUCCGUAUAUUUUACUGUUUCAUAUCUUUCUUUUCAGUUUCAUACUAUUCCUACCUCACCUAACUUCAUCUCUUUCUCUCCCUCUUAUGCACACAUGACACACACACAUUAUAUUUCUGGUUUUUGUCAAUUUAUCUCUCUAUUUUUCUAAGUGAAAGAAUUAUAUUAAUUAAGCAAGAAGAAGUUUCAAGUGGUUUAAUUCGUGUUGAAGAUAGAACUAGAUAGUGAAGAUUUAAACAUAUUAUUCAAUGGGUGACAAUGACAAGUAUAGUAGUCAUACCAAUGGCUUUGCAAGCACCAUGAAACCUACCAUGACAGACAAUGACUCCAACUUCAUUUAUCUCAAGUUUGUCAAUCAGAAAGAUAAAGCAACUCAUCUGAAGGUGGUACGAAAUGCAAAGUUACAAAAGGCGUUUGACCAGUAUUGCAAGCAUCAUCACUUGGAAAUUGGGGCUCCUCGCUUCUUCUACGGAGAUGGAACCCGCUUACCAGGCUAUGUCUCGCCACUCGAUCUGCAACUUCCGGAUGGAGCUGAAAUUCACGUCUUCACUGAGAUGAAUGGAGGUGCUCCAAUUUCUUGUUAGUUGCUACAAUACUUAGCUACCACUAUCUAUUUAAUUCCUUCCAAGGGACAGGAAUAUUUAUUUUCAGCAACUUUCUUUUUUGUUCUUAAUGAUUUUAGUUAAUGUAUGAACAUAUA